This is a messenger RNA of Neoarius graeffei (lesser salmon catfish), 2477 nucleotides long. RefSeq names its product glutathione hydrolase-like YwrD proenzyme. The coding region runs from base 579 to 2261 and encodes 560 amino acids. The record is from RefSeq and is a predicted model, not a curated record. The transcript is spliced from 13 exons. Gene Ontology annotation, molecular function: glutathione gamma-glutamate hydrolase. Gene Ontology annotation, biological process: glutathione catabolic process. Lineage: Eukaryota; Metazoa; Chordata; Actinopteri; Siluriformes; Ariidae.
ACUAGCUGCUGGGCGUAAGUCGUGAUAAAGUGCACUUGUGUACAGACUCGAUUGAUAUUGUUGCAUUCUGACUGUUUACAUAAAAUGUGUGUAUUUUAAUGCUUUUGAUGGUCCACAGGGGAGAAAAGAAGACAUGUUAAGAUCCAGAUGUGUGUGUGUAGGCUGCACACUGGUGUGAGAGGGUUUGUUUUAUUCUCAGAAAUGUAUUUGGAUAUUGAUACGCCUACCUCCUGGAGAGCAUUGUUCACUUGGUUGGCUGUUGUGAAGGGGUUUCUCUUCACCAUGGAAAUUAUUCUGCGAUCAUCCACUACUGUUGUCUUCUGUGGGUGUCCAGGUCUUUUUGCAUUGAUGAGUUCACCAGUGCUUUCUUUCUUUCUCAGGAUGUACCAAACUGUAGAUUUUGCCACUCCUAAUAUUGUAGCAAUUUCUUGGAUGAGUUUUUUUCUGUUUUCGCAGCUUAAGGAUGGCUUGUUUCACCUGCAUGGAGAGCUCCUUUGACCGCAUGUCUUCUUCACAGCAAAAUCUUCCAAAUUGCUUCACCUUAAAUCAGGAGAUUGUUUCCCUCUUGAAGAAAGAAAAUGCAAGCUGAUUUGGUAUUCUUGUCUCGCCGCUCACCAGUCGUCUGCUUGAAUGGCUGUGUGGCCUCCAGUCAGCCUCUAGCAUCCAGCAUUGGACUAGAAAUCCUGAAAAGAGGCGGAAACGCUGCAGACGCUGCUGUCGCUGUGGCCGCGGCUUUGAAUGUAACCGAGCCUGCAAGUACAGGCCUCGGAGGAGAUGCCUUUUGUCUCUUUUAUGAUGCUGCCACCAGACAGGUGCGAGGACUUAAUGGGAGUGGAAGGAGUCCUAAAGCUCUGACUCUGGAACUGAUGGAGAGGUGUGGAUUCAAUCAGAGUAACCCACCACCGAGCUGCCAUGCCUUCAAUGUCACUGUCCCUGGAGCUGCAGCAUGUUGGUGUGACACAGUGACCUUAUUUGGAAGCAAAAAGCUGCCUUUAGCUGACCUGCUACAGCCAGCUAUAGAUCUGGCACAGAAUGGUUUCCCAGUGGCCGAGAUUUCAGCGUACCAGUGGGCUAAGGGUACCAAAUCCCUGAGGGCUGCUGGGAGAGAACUGGGUCAAGAUUUACUCAUAAACAAUCAGCCACCUAAACAUGGACAGAUCAUGACCAACCCCAACCUUGCAUGCACCUUCCAGGAGCUUGUGUUGCAUGGGAGAACAGGCUUCUAUGAGGGCAGGAUUGCCCAGGCUGUGGUUGAUGCUGUACGAGAAAAUGGUGGCGUGAUGAGCUUGGAUGACAUGAAGGACCACGUCAGCACUGAGAUCACGCCUAUUUACAUCGAUUACAAAACAGUGCGAAUUUGGGAGGUCCCGCCCAACAGUCAAGGGAUGGCAGCUCUUAUUGCCCUUAAUAUCCUUGAAAAUGUUCCUAUCAAAGAUCUGGGUCACAACAGUGCCAACUACGUGCACAUCCUGGUUGAGUCACUGAAAUUGAGCAUGACUGAUACCAUGCACUUCAGCACAGACCCAGACAAGGUGAACGUUCCUGUGGAGGGGCUUCUUUCCAAGGAUUAUGCUCUCCAGCGAGCCCAGCUCAUCCAAAUGGACAAAGCCAGGGCUGUGUGCGAGCCUGGGAUUCCCACAGGAAGUGACACGGUGUAUUUCACUGUGGUGGACGGAGAGGGAAACGCCUGCUCCUUUGUGAACAGCAAUUCCAUGAGCUUUGGCACUGGCCUUGUCCCCCGACACUGUGGAUUUUCCUUGCAAAACAGAGGUGCUUAUUUCUCUCUGGAUCCCACUCAUGUGAACUGCAUAGGUCCAAAGAAGAGGCCAUACCACACUAUAAUCCCUGCCAUGCUCACAGAUCCUUUGUCAGGGCACCUCCUCUGCUCCUUUGGGGUGAUGGGGGGCUUCAUGCAGCCUCAGGGUCAUGUGCAGGUAUUGCUCAAUAUGUUAGAGUUUGGCAUGAAUCCUCAGCGUGCACUCGACGCCCCACGUGUGUUCAUGCAGUAUGAUCAAGCUGCACAGCUGUGGAAGCUCAAUCUGGAAGCGGGCAUGGACCAAGGUGUGGCCGAUGAGCUCAGAGGGCGGGGCCAUAUGGUGAACUGGCCAGUAGAAGGGCAUGAGCGGGACCAGUUUGGACGUGGUCAAAUUAUCAGCAUAGGAAAGUGGUGGUGGGACUUAACUGAUGAAAAAACAGAAGAAGAGAGAGUACUGUGGGCUGGAUCUGAUCCCAGGGCAGAUGGAUGUGCUGUGGGAUAUUAACUAGAAAAAUGAAGUGAGAAAUGUCAUAUUAGGGUUAGUGGAACAAAAAAAAGAAAAAGAAAAAAACAAGUGAACCCCAAUAAUAUACCUACAGUAAAGUGCCUUUAAGAAAAUCGACAGGUCCAUUUGCUUUCACUUAUUUUCUUUUUAAUUAGACAAUGCUGAAAUGUUUUACAGAUAAGUAUUUUUAAUGUUUUUAUAUGAAAAUGAAAUAUA